AUGGCUAACCGAUGCUGCUGCAUACAACCUUUUCCUCUCUUCACUUCCACAUCACACUACACUACAACCGCGACCGCGCAACACAACACGCAAAUUUCAACCAUAAUGUCGGAAGAAGAGAGAGACCUUCUGGAUCGUAUUGGCGCUCUUGCUGGCCAAAUAAAUCGCCACAAGAACCAGCAAGCUGGAUUUCAGCCGUCGCAGAGCUCGCAUGGCUAUUCCCAACACAACACCCGUUUUCGUGGCUCCACGUAUCGCGGCCGAGGAUAUCGCGUCGGCCGCCCGCAUGCGGUCCAUCGCCACCGCACGUUGAACCUGAAUGCGCAAGCGAGCUCGUCAGAAUCGACGCCUUCGACACCCGUCAGCUCUACAGACAACGCGCACUGGGUUUCAAGGACGGACCGGCAUAAGCAGCUCAUCAACGCCAACAUUUACCAAAACGAACGAACGCGAUUCAACCAGUUUCUCCAGCACAACCAUGGCAGUUUCAGUCAAAACCAAGAGCAAGCCGAGAUAAGCAUAGCAAACAUCCGGUUUUUGGUCAGAGACGGCGGCAAGAAGCUCGUGCGUGCUGCAGAUAACUCAAGCGAUGCCCCUUCGACACCGAAAAGUACGGUCGUUGCCGGUGUUCGGUUUCACCGCACAAAGACUGGCAACCUGGUCGCCAACCGGGUUGUCAAAGAUCACCGACGCUCCGGAGCCGUCAAGAAAGUUGACGAGCUUUGCAAGAUUUUUUCUACGACUGGAUCCUGUACCAAAGGGCCUUCGUGCCGAUACCAGCAUGACCCAGACAAGGUUGCCAUCUGUAAAGACUUUUUGAAGGAGGGUCGGUGCAUCAACGGCGACAAUUGCGAUCUCACCCAUGAGCUCACGCCAGAGCGAGUGCCAAACUGUUUGCAUUUCGCCAAGGGCAACUGUUCCAACCCCAACUGCCAGUAUUCGCACUCGGCAGCCCUACCCAGCGCACCGGUUUGCGAAGAUUUUGGAUACCGGGGCUACUGCAGUAAGGGCGCCGAGUGCACGGAACGACACGUAUUCGAAUGCCCUGCCUUCAGCAACACGGGCACCUGUAAGACCAAAGGCUGUAAACUUCUGCAUCGCGAAAGAGCAAGCGUCCUUCGCAACCAAGUGCGACAAGAGCAAGACGAUACUAUGGAGGACAUUUCGAGCGACGGGGAGCCUGCUGACUCGGACGACGUUGAUUCGGAUGAAGUCGCAGAGUUUCUCGGAGCCGAUGAGGACGACUCUGACUUUGAAAACAGCAAGGAUUUCAUCCCGUUGUAG
Messenger RNA from Akanthomyces muscarius, 1284 nucleotides. RefSeq lists its product as uncharacterized. Gene Ontology annotation, molecular function: metal ion binding. Gene Ontology annotation, cellular component: nucleus. Bases 1 to 1284 code for a protein of 427 amino acids. Lineage: Eukaryota; Fungi; Ascomycota; Sordariomycetes; Hypocreales; Cordycipitaceae. The transcript is spliced from 7 exons. The record is from RefSeq and is a predicted model, not a curated record.